CCAAAAGAAAAGUAAAAAACUUAAAAAAAAAGAAAAAAGAAAAAAAAGAAAGAAAGAACAAAAGCAUGCGUCUCUUCUCUACUUCAUCUUCUUCACCAAAACCCAACUUUCCUCUCUUUUCGCCUUCUCAAAACCCCAAAAGAUCCACCUCCAAAACACUUCCUCCCUUCAAAACUCGCCUUCCCUCUCCUUCAUUCCUCUCGCUCCCUCCAUGCACUGCCAACAGCUCCCCCUCUUUCCCCGUCCUCGACCAAGAAGCCGACCGGGAAGACUCUUUAGAACCCAAGCAAGACACUUUCAAGAAGGUCCUUGUUGUUCGACGCCCAGUCAUGGAUGUUUCCGGUGAAGAAAAUGAUGAUGGGAGUGAAGAUGGUGAAGCGGAAGGAGAUGACGUCAUUUCGAAGCCGUCGGGUAUAGAUGCUGGCCUUGAAGAGUUUGCCAAGAAGAUGCCUCUAUUCGAACCCGAAAGAGGCGAGUCCGGUGGCACACUAGAGAAGCCACUUGCGGUGAACUUGGACUUGUCAUUGUAUAAAGCCAGGGUUUUGGCGAGGAAGUAUCGAUAUGAAGAAGCUGAAAAUAUACUGGAGAAGUGUAUAUACUAUUGGCCUGAAGAUGGGAGAUCAUAUGUAACAUUGGGGAAGAUAUUGAGCAAGCAAGCAAAAAGGACAGAAGCGAGAGCCGUAUAUGAGAGAGGUUGCCAAGCUACCCAAGGAGAAAAUCCCUACAUUUGGCAGUGCUGGGCUGUGUUGGAGAAUAAGAUGGGGAAUAUAAGAAGGGCUAGAGAACUUUUUGAUGCGGCCACCGUUGCUGACAAAAGACACAUCGCUGCUUGGCAUGGAUGGGCAGUUCUGGAGCUAAAACAGGGGAAUGUGAAGAAAGCAAGGCAUCUGCUUGCUAAAGGUCUCAAAUUUUGCGGUGGAAAUGAGUAUGUCUAUCAAACCCUUGCAUUGCUUGAAGCUAAAGCGAAUAGGUAUGAGCAGGCCCGGUACUUGUUCCGCCAGGCCACCAAGUGUAACCCAAAAAGCUGUGCCAGUUGGCUUGCAUGGGCGCAAUUGGAGGUACAACAGGAAAACAAUCGCGCUGCGAGGCUCCUAUUUGAGAAAGCAGUCCAAGCAAGCCCCAAGAACAGGUUUGCAUGGCAUGUUUGGGGAGUUUUUGAAGCUAAUAUCGGCAAUGUCGACAUGGGAAGAAAACUUUUGAAGAUAGGCCAUGCACUCAAUCCUAGAGAUCCCGUUUUACUUCAGUCUCUUGCUUUGUUGGAAUACAAACACUCAACGGCAAAUCUAUCUCGUGUUUUGUUUAGGAGAGCCUCUGAGCUGGACCCAAGGCAUCAACCAGUGUGGAUAGCAUGGGGAUGGAUGGAAUGGAAGGAAGGGAAUAUAUCAACGGCGAGGGAGUUGUACCAACGAGCACUUUCGAUUGACUCGACAACUGAAAGUGCUGCUCGAUGCUUACAGGCUUGGGGUGUUUUGGAACAAAGAGCUGGUAACUUAUCUGCAGCUAGAAGGUUAUUUAGAUCGUCGCUCAAUAUAAAUUCUCAGAGUUAUGUAACAUGGAUGACAUGGGCAGCAUUGGAGGAGGACCAAGGAAAUUCUGUGCGUGCUGAAGAAAUCCGUAACCUCUACUUCCAGCAGCGUACUGAAGUUGUGGACGAUGCAUCAUGGGUAACGGGAUUUUUAGAUGUCAUUGAUCCAGCGCUUGACAGCAUAAAGAGGCUACUGAACUUGGAUCAAGGCCUCAUCAACAAGGCACGAGAGCCUUCGAAAGAUGCAGAAUCUAUUGAAGAUGGUGCUGAAGAACCAUUUCUUACUACUUCUUUGGGACUAAAUGAUGGCAAUGAUAUUGGAUACGGAAGCAGAUUUGACUUGAAUGCUUUCAUCAAAGAUAAAUUAUCAUUAGAUCCAUCUAAGCUGGACCUUUUGAUGGAAAACUCAGGAAAGUCAUCUCCUAAGAGAGUAACAUCUCCAAGAAGAAUGUGGAGAUCACAGAAUCGAACCACCAUGACUUUGCCUUGACCGAGCAUAUAAAGUUUACAGCUGCUACUGCUGAUGCAUGCUCGAAUAUAUACUUGUUAUCUCGGAUGCGACGACGGAUGCUUCCUAGACACAGUAUGAAACUGGAAAAAAUGCUUUGAAGUUACAAACCCAUCUGUAUACCAAUUGUAGAGUACUGAGACAGACAUCAAAUCCAAAUCUUGAAAGUGUCAAAUUUGUAUAUAUAUUUUUUGAAUCAAACUGCAGCAGUGUAAUGAUA
Gossypium raimondii (Peruvian cotton) is the source of this 2253-nucleotide messenger RNA. Its product is annotated as protein high chlorophyll fluorescent 107. The transcript has 8 exons. The record is from RefSeq and is a predicted model, not a curated record. Gene Ontology annotation, molecular function: protein binding; mRNA binding; single-stranded RNA binding. Gene Ontology annotation, biological process: mRNA processing; regulation of translation. Lineage: Eukaryota; Viridiplantae; Streptophyta; Magnoliopsida; Malvales; Malvaceae. Gene Ontology annotation, cellular component: chloroplast. Bases 66 to 2015 code for a protein of 649 amino acids.